AUGUCUCUUGCAAACAAUCGCGCCCUGCGCAUCUUAGAUCAUGCGGCUGAGCACCAUUACGGCGUCCCCGCCAUGUGCUGCUACAACGUGGAAGGAAUCCUGGCCACCGUCCGCGCAGCCGAAGCCAAACGCUCACCAGCCAUGAUCCUCCUCUUUCCGUGGGCCGUUCACUACGCCGACGGAAUCCUCGUGCACGCCGCCGCAGAGGCCGCCCGCAAUGCCUCUGUCCCCGUCACCGUCCAUAUGGAUCAUGCCCAAACCCCCGAGAUCAUCCGCCGGGCGGCUGAUCUGAAGGGCUUCGACAGCAUCAUGGUGGACAUGUCGCACUACGAAAAGGCGGAGAACUUGGCUUUGACGCGCGAGCUGGUGGCGUAUUGUCACGAGCGGGGCAUCGCGACGGAAGCUGAGCCCGGGCGCAUCGAGGGAGGGGAGGAUGGGAUUGCGGACACGGCGGAUCUGGAGGGUCUCUUGACGACGCCCGAGGAGAGUCAGGAGUUUGUGGAUACGGGGAUUGACUGGCUGGCGCCCGCUUUUGGGAAUGUUCAUGGCGAGUAUGGACCUCGCGGUAUUCAAUUGGAGUAUGAGCGAUUGCAGUCGAUCAACCAGGCCGUGGGGAAACAGGUGCGACUGGUUCUGCACGGGGCGGAUCCCUUCACCAAGGAGAUCUUCCAGAAGUGCAUUGAUUGCGGCGUGUCCAAGAUCAACAUCAACAAGGUCUUGAAUAAUGAGUACAUCAAGGUGCAGCAGGAAAAGGCCGGCAAGGUGCCUUUGACGACGUUAUUGGAGGACGCGACAAAUGCCAUGCAAAAGGCGGUUGAGCGUUGCAUGGACAUGCUGGAAUCGACUGGAAGAUACCCUUGA
Messenger RNA from Penicillium diatomitis, 861 nucleotides. RefSeq names its product class II fructose-bisphosphate aldolase. The record is from RefSeq and is a predicted model, not a curated record. The coding region runs from base 1 to 861 and encodes 286 amino acids. The transcript has a single exon. Gene Ontology annotation, biological process: carbohydrate metabolic process. Lineage: Eukaryota; Fungi; Ascomycota; Eurotiomycetes; Eurotiales; Aspergillaceae. Gene Ontology annotation, molecular function: aldehyde-lyase activity; zinc ion binding.